This is a messenger RNA of Dichotomopilus funicola, 2022 nucleotides long. Its product is annotated as heat shock protein 70 family. Gene Ontology annotation, molecular function: ATP binding; ATP-dependent protein folding chaperone. Gene Ontology annotation, biological process: protein folding. The record is from RefSeq and is a predicted model, not a curated record. The transcript is spliced from 3 exons. Gene Ontology annotation, cellular component: cytoplasm; mitochondrion. The coding region runs from base 1 to 2022 and encodes 673 amino acids. Lineage: Eukaryota; Fungi; Ascomycota; Sordariomycetes; Sordariales; Chaetomiaceae.
AUGAUGGCGACACGCCUUUCCCGUGCCCUCCCCAGGGCCGCCUCAGUGGCUCCCCGCAUGGCGGGAUUGCUCCAGAGGACACCCGCUUUCGCACGCUUCCAGUCCACGGAGGAGAAGGUCAAGGGCGCCGUGAUCGGUAUUGAUCUUGGUACUACCAACUCUGCCGUCGCCAUCAUGGAGGGCAAGGCCCCCAGGAUUAUUGAGAACUCCGAGGGUGCCCGUACUACGCCUUCCGUCGUCGCCUUUGCUGAGGACGGUGAGCGUCUCGUUGGUGUUGCCGCCAAGCGCCAGGCCGUCGUCAACCCCGAGAACACCCUCUUUGCGACCAAACGUUUGAUCGGCCGCAAGUUCACCGAUGCUGAGGUGCAGCGCGACAUCAAGGAGGUGCCUUACAAGAUUGUGCAGCACAACAAUGGUGAUGCUUGGGUGGAGGCCCGCGGCGAGAGGUAUUCGCCCUCGCAGAUUGGUGGCUUCGUUCUGAAGAAGAUGAAGGAGACAGCCGAGGCGUACCUCAGCAAGCCCGUCAAGAAUGCUGUUGUUACCGUUCCCGCCUACUUCAACGACUCCCAACGCCAGGCUACCAAGGAUGCUGGUCAGAUCUCGGGUCUGAACGUCCUCCGUGUCGUGAACGAGCCCACCGCCGCCGCCCUCGCCUACGGCAUGGAGAAGGAGGCUGACCGCGUCGUCGCUGUCUACGAUCUUGGUGGCGGUACCUUCGACAUCUCGAUCCUCGAGAUUGCGAACGGUGUCUUCGAGGUCAAGUCGACCAACGGCGAUACCCACCUUGGUGGUGAGGACUUCGAUAUCCACCUUGUCCGCCACUUCGUCCAGCAGUUCAAGAAAGACUCCAACAUCGAUCUCUCCAAAGACCGCAUGGCUAUCCAGAGAAUCCGCGAAGCUGCCGAAAAGGCCAAGAUCGAACUCUCCUCCUCGCUCCAGACCGACAUCAACCUUCCCUUCAUCACCGCCGACGCUUCGGGCCCCAAGCACAUCAACUCGAAGCUCACCCGCGCUCAGCUCGAGUCCAUGGUGGACCCUCUUAUCAGCCGCACCAUUGAACCCGUGCGGAAGGCCCUGAAGGAUGCCAACCUGGCUGCGAAGGACAUCCAGGAGGUCAUUUUGGUUGGUGGCAUGACCCGUAUGCCCAAGGUUUCCGAGUCGGUCAAGAGCAUCUUCGGCCGUGAGCCCGCCAAAUCGGUCAACCCCGACGAGGCUGUCGCCAUCGGUGCUGCGGUCCAGGGUGCCGUCCUCUCCGGUGAGGUCAAGGACCUGCUCCUCCUUGAUGUCACCCCUCUUUCUCUUGGUAUUGAGACUCUCGGCGGUGUGUUCACUCGUUUGAUCAACCGUAACACCACCAUCCCCACCAAAAAGUCCCAGGUCUUCUCCACUGCUGCCGACUUCCAGACCGCUGUCGAGAUCAAGGUCUUCCAGGGUGAGCGUGAGCUCGUCCGCGACAACAAGCUCCUCGGAAACUUCCAGCUUGUCGGAAUCCCCCCUGCUCACCGCGGUGUGCCCCAAAUCGAGGUCACCUUCGACAUUGACGCCGACUCCAUCGUCCACGUCCACGCCAAGGACAAGUCCACCAACAAGGACCAGUCCAUUACUAUUGCCUCUGGCUCAGGUCUUUCCGAGUCCGAGAUCCAGCAGAUGGUUGAGGAUUCGGAGAAGUAUGCCGAGUCCGACAAGGAGCGCAAGGCCGUCAUUGAGACUGCCAACCGUGCCGAUAGCGUUGUGAACGACACGGAGAAGGCCCUCAACGAGUUCACCGACAAGCUUGACAAGACCGAGGCCGACGGGAUCCGCGAAAAGAUCACUGCUCUCCGCGAGUUUGUCGCCAAGGCGCAGUCCGGCGAGUCCACUGCUACCUCGGCUGAGAUCAAGGAGAAGACCGACGAGCUCCAGGUCGCCAGCCUGAACCUCUUCGACAAGAUGCACAAGGCCCGUGCUGAGUCUGGCGAGCAGCCCAACCAGGACCAGAACCAGAACGCCGAGCCCGAGAAGAAGGAUGAUCCCAAGGCUUAA